AACACAUUUAGAGCACUCUUAUCCUCUCAAUUUGAAAUGCCUAUUACCAACAACACUUCUCACACUAUGACCAACAACAGGUUUUCCGGAAUGAUAGAAACAGUAGCAAUGUGUAAGCAACUUUGUUUUGGCGGUUCUGCACUUGGACUAUUCACGAAAAUUAUCAAGAAAGUUCUAUUUGCUCUAUUUACUUGCAUUCUGGCACUAGGAGGGUCAAUAGUAGGAACAAUUGCAGGAGGCAUCAAAGGGCAGACCACAGAAGCUGGUUUUCUUGAUGGUGCUGGAAAAGGAGCAAUUACAGGAGCCAUUGCAGCAUUGGAAUUGAUCAAUUUUGAUGCUUUUGAUGAGCCAAUUUCCAAGGUUGCCCUGUUGAGCAGUUUAUUAAAUGGGAAAAUCUUUAUGGAAUGGAUAUGUCCGGCUGUUGCAAAACUCUAUCAGUUGCAUGUAACUGUUAACACACUGGAAACAAUUUACCAAGAAGUAUCGGACAUUUAUGAUAUCAGGGGAGUCAGAGGGAUACCACAUAAUGUAAUUCUGAAGCUUCCUUUUCAGCCAUUCAACUCCAGAAAAAUGUUGAAAUCAUACAACAUGUCUUGCUGCUCAAUUUGCUUCCAGGAUUUUGAGGAUGGAGAAUUGGUCAGGAUACUUCCAAAAUGUGACCACCUUUUUCAUCUAGAAUGCAUAGACAAGUGGCUAGUCCAACAAGGAUCAUGCCCAAUGUGUAGAACUUAUGUUCCUGAAUCCUGACCACAUUAGUAAUUUUGUUGUAAAGUAGGUUGAGCAUGUUAAUAACAAAAGAAAAAGUAAGUUGUUGAGCUUCUGUCAUGUAUGCAAUUGUAGAUAAUCUAUUGAAGUUAUUGCCAAAUUAGAGCAUGUUAA
Messenger RNA from Glycine soja, 879 nucleotides. Its product is annotated as NEP1-interacting protein 1-like. The record is from RefSeq and is a predicted model, not a curated record. Lineage: Eukaryota; Viridiplantae; Streptophyta; Magnoliopsida; Fabales; Fabaceae. The coding region runs from base 37 to 747 and encodes 236 amino acids. The transcript has 5 exons.